AUGACCACCACUAAAAGCUUACAAAGGGUUUGGUUAGAUCCGAUAGUGAUUUUAAUGGAGUCUACGGAGGUUAAAAAGAGGGGUAGAGGUAGACCCAAAAAGCGGAAGCGUAUCGAGGAAGAGAGUGAAGAUAAGAAAUUAGAAGUAGCUAGUGCUUUGAAAAAACAAGCUCUGGAUUUUAGAUGGAAGCCAUUAGUGGGCAGGUAUGUGUUGAAAGAGUUUGAUAGUGGGAUUUUUUUGGGGAAGAUAGUGUAUUAUGAUACUGGGUUGUAUAGGGUGGAUUAUGAGGAUGGGGAUUGUGAGGAUUUGGAGAGUGGUGAGUUACGCACAAUAAUGUUAGGGGAUGAUGAUUUCGAUGAUGAAUUGUUUUUUAGGAGGGAGAAACUAGAUGAAUUUAUUUUGCAAAAGAAUGAGAAGAGAAAGGCAGAAGCAGAGAAGGAAGUGGUGGAUUCGAAGAACGAGGUGAAUAAGGUUGAGUCAUCAUUGUUGAGUGGUGGGUUGACAGUUGAGAAUGAUGGGGUGCAUUGUGAGGAUGAUGCGGAUUCCUCGAGUGAUUCGUGUGAGCAUGAGCAGGGUGGGUGUUUGGGAAUGGAAGUGGAGACUCCAAUUGUUCCACCACCGCAAUUGCCUUCAUCAUCAGGGAGUAUAAGUGUGCCAGACGAGUAUGUCUCACAUCUCUUUUCGGUUUAUACAUUUUUGAGGUCAUUUAAUAUCCGUCUUUUCCUAAGCCCAUUUACUUUGGACGAUUUGGUGGGGGCGAUAAAUUGCUCAGUCCAGAACACAUUGUCUGAUGCCAUUCAUGUUGCUUUGAUGCGAGCAUUGAGACGCCGUCUCGAAGCACUCUCUUCAGAUGGUUCUGAGCUUGCAUCAAAAUGCUUGAGGCAAUUCUGUCAUGUGUAUGGCUGUUUUUGUGCUGUAUGUUCCUGUGCUUUGAUGAGCGUGGAUUGGUGCUUGCUUGACUCACUCACUUGGCCUGUUUAUUUGGUCCAUUAUUUUACAAUAAUGGGAUAUGUGAAGGGAGAUGAGUGGAAAGGAUUUUAUGAUCAUCUUUGGAAGAGGGAGUAUUAUUCCUUGCCAGUGGGUAGGAAGUUGAUGAUUCUGCAGAUCUUAUGCGAUGAUGUCUUGGAAUCUGCAGAACUAAGAGCAGAAGUUGAUAUCCGUGAAGAGUCAGAAGUUGGUAUAGAUCCUGAUGCUGUUGCAACCAAUAUUCCUGACAAUGGACCAAGAAGGGUUCAUCCUAGAUAUUCCAAGACUUCAGCUUGCAAGUACAGGGAGGCCGUGGAUAUCCUUGCAGAGAGCCUAGGGAGCAAGUCCUUCAGCAAUUCAAAGUAUCUGGGCUCCAAAGGCACUGAAAGGGAUGGGAAUGUAUCUGAUGCUGAUAUAGAUGGUAAUGGGGACGAAUGCCGCCUUUGCGGCAUGGAUGGAACCUUGCUUUGUUGUGAUGGAUGCCCUUCAUCAUAUCAUUCAAGAUGCAUAGGUGUUGUCAAAAUGUAUAUACCUGAAGGCCCAUGGUAUUGUCCGGAGUGCAUUAUCAACAAGUUGGGACCUACUAUUACAAUGGGAACAUCACUUAGAGGAGCAGAAGUAUUCGGAAUUGAUUUGUAUCAGCAAGUCUUCUUGGGUACUUGCAACCACUUACUGGUGCUGAAAGCUUCUACAAGUGGAGAACCAUGCUUCAGAUACUACAAUCCGAUGGACAUCCCAAGAGUCCUGAAAGCACUUUCUAUAUCCUUGCAACACAGAUCAUUGUACUCAGAGAUUUGCAAGGCAAUUGCACAUCAUUGGAACAUUCCCCAAAGUGCAUCCUCACUUUUGGAAAAAAUGGAAAGAGGCUUCAAUAUAGCUUCUGUGAAGGAAGAUGCAAAAUUUUCUACUCUAACUCUUCCUUGUGAGGAAAACUGUCAAGUUCCAGGCAAUGUUGAGGCUGAGAAUGCAGUUAGUUUAAAUGGAAGAAAUUCAGAUAUUGUAGCAGUUUCAUGUCUUGAUACCUCACUUGAUACCUCGCUUGAUGCAAUGGUUCAAGCUGGUCCAAAGUACAUUGUGAGUGAUGGUGACCUAUCGAGAACAGGAAAUUGCCACCUUAUGAGCAUGAAGCUUGAUGAGCAGAUUAAACUGGAGUCUACUGAAUCGGUUAACCAGCUAGCUGAUCCAUCCGAUGUAACCCAGCAAAGCCUGAUUGACAGAUCAAAUGCAAUAGAACUUACCACAUGCACAUCAGCAAACAGUGCUGGCAGUCGUAUUGAGAAUGGAAAUGGUAAUUUUGUUCCAGCUUCUGUGUUUUUCCAAAGCAAGGAAGGCAAUCAUCCGGGCUUUGAAAAGGUUGAGAGAAAUUCAACAAAUAGCUGUUCUUAUGUGGGAACUUUUUUCAAACCUUAUGCCUACAUAAAUCACUACAUGCAUGGGGAUUUUGCAGCUUCUGCUGCUGCUAAUCUCAGUGUUCUUUUAUCCGAGGAAAGCCGCUCAGAAAUUCAUAAAUCAGGCAAUGGCAGGAAAGUUAUUUCUGACAUUUUAUUGCAAGCAAAAGCUUUUUCAACAGCAGCUUCUCGUUUUUUCUGGCCAUGUUAUGAAAGAAAGCUUGUGGAGGUGCCAAGAGAGAGGUGUGGUUGGUGUCAUUCUUGCAAGCAGCCCCCCAGCAACAGAAGGGGAUGCAUGUUAAAUUCAGCUGCCUUGACUACUACUAAAGGUGCUUUGAAGAUGAUCAGUGGACUCCGUCCGAUUAUGAAUGGAGAGGGAAGUCUUUCUAGCAUAUCAACAUACAUUGUAUACUUGGGGGAGAUUUUAUGUGGUCUUACAAUUGGCCCCUUUCUGAGUGCAAUUUAUCGAAAACAGUGGCGUAAACAAGUAGAAGAUGCUUCAACUUAUGCUGCAAUAAAACAGCCAUUGCUUGAACUUGAGGAAAACAUCCGCCUUAUUGCUCUUUCUGGGGACUGGGUCAAGGCAAUGGAUGAUUGGUUGUUUGAAUCUUCAGUGACCCAAAGUUCUCCAAGUAUUAUUGGAACCACACAAAGACGAGGAGUGAGUGGGAAGAGACAUAGAAAACAUUUAGGUGGUUCGAGAAAGAUUUCUGGUAUCCAUUACACUGAUGAUUCGGAUAUUCCUAAUAGAAGCAGACAAUUGGUUUGGAGAGCUGCUGUUGAAAGGAGUAAGAAUGCAUCACAACUUGCACUUCAGGUUAGAUACCUAGACUAUCACGUGAGAUGGAGUGAUCUUGUUCGUCCUGAGCAGAACCUCCAGGAUGGAAAAGGUUCAGAGACUGAGGCAUCUGUUUUUAGAAACGCAGUCAUUUGUGAUAAGAAAAUUGAAGAAAAGAAGAUCAAGUAUGGAAUUGCUUUUGGGAACCAAAAGCAUCUUCCUUCCCGCAUCAUGAAGAAUAUAAUUGAAAUUGAGAAAACGGAAGAUGGAAAGGAUAAGUACUGGUUUUUGGAAAUGCAUGUUCCUUUAUAUUUGAUCAAAGAGUUCGAAGAAAGCGUAGAUAAAGUCAUUCCACCAUCAUCUAAGAUGCCUUCAAAUGAGUUAUCUGUGUUGCAACGAAGACAGUUGAGAGCUUCCCGCAGGGAUAUAUUUUUAUAUCUUGCCUGUAGGAGAGAUAAGUUGGACAAGUGCUCUUGUGCUUCAUGUCUACGUGAUGUUUUAAUUAGGAAUACGGUCACAUGCAGUUCUUGCCAAGCCUUUAUUCAUAGCAGAUUUAUGGACAGACUGCAGGAUGAUUUGGAAGUUGCAAAAGAGAUGAAGUUCAUGGUUAUAGUAUUUUGUUCAGUGCUUUACAUGGGAGCAAAGUGCUGUUAUUGUCAUCAGGACUGUACUCUAAGUUCAAGAAUUUAUACAAAUAAGGAAGCUCAGUUUUCAAUCACCUGCAAGCGAUGCUACGGUGCCAGAGCUGUUAUUUAUAAUGACAAAAGUAAUGAAUCUCUUACCAGUCCCAUGCCCCUGCAAGGGCAAGAACGUCAUAUGGCAGUGGCAGUCACAAAAGGCACAAGGACUAAAGUUGAUAAUCAACCAUUAGUGUCUGUCAGAACCCAGGAGAGUUGUUCUGAAGUGCUACAACCCACUUCUGCUUCUAGUAAGGCAACAAAACUCAGAAGUAGAAUCCAGGAGAGUUGUUCUGAAGUGAAACAACCCACUUCUGCUUCUAGUAAGGCAACGAAAACAAAAAGUAGAACCCGGGAUAUUUGUUCGGAAGUGAAGCAAGCAACAUCCUCUUCUGUUAAGGCAACAAAAACUGAAAGUAGAUCACGUAAUUGGGGUGUCAUAUGGAGGAAGAAGAACAUUGAAGAUAUGGGCAUUGAUUUCAGGCGUAAAAACAUUCUAUUAAGGGGUAGUCCAAAUGGAAACUGGUUAAUGCCGGAGUGUAAUCUGUGCAGAAAGGAUUGGUUUCAUGCUGAAGCUGUCGAAGUUGAAGAGUUGAAACUUGCUGAUGUUAUAGGCUUCAAGUGCUGUAGGUGUCGCAGGAUAAAAUCACCAAAUUGUCCUUACAAGGGUGACCAUGGUGAUGAGAAGGCAGAGGUUCUGAAGCCACAAAAGAGAGCAUCAGAGCAAGGAAUAGGAGUUGACUCUAGAACUAUUGUUGAAUCCAGGGACUUUGAGCCAACCACUCUAAUGUUUCCUGUGGAGAAUGUGUUCGUACAGGAUGAUGAUCCUCUUCUUUUCUCUCUUUCAAGAGUUGAGCAAAUUACAGAGCGGAGUCCUGGAGUGGAGUUGGAAUGGAACCUUGCUGGACAAGGGCCGCAAAAGCUACCAGUCAGAAGACAAGGGAAGCGCCAAGGAGAUGCUGAAGAUAUUUCUGGGACUAAUAUUUACCAUGCUGAUUCAUCCAUGUUACUUGAAACAAACAACGCCAUGAACUGUGAAGGGGAGAUGUCUUGUGCUGAAUGGGAUGUUUCUGGUGAUGGCCUUGAAAGUGAAAUGGUGUUUGAUUAUGAAGAUGUAAACUAUGAGGAUAUGGAGUUUGAGCCACAGACGUAUUUCUCUUUUACGGAGUUGCUGGCAUCUGAUGACGGUGCCCAGUUGGAUGGAUUUGAUGCCACUGGCAAAGGUUUGGGAAAUUGUGAGAAUCAGUUUCAUGCAGUUUCAGAGGACGAGUGCCGAAAGCAACAUGCAACGGGUACAUCUUGUGAUGAGUCUCUGGAACCUAAUCCUAACACAAUGCCUUGUAAGAUGUGUUCUGACUUGGUGCCAUCUCCUGAUCUUUCUUGUAACAUCUGUGGCUUAGUUUUACACAGCCAUUGUUCUCCUUGGGUUGAGUCUUCACCUCGAGAAGGCAGCUGGAGGUGUGGUAAUUGCCGAGAGUGGCGCUAG
Molecule: messenger RNA, 5295 nt
Organism: Dovyalis caffra
Lineage: Eukaryota; Viridiplantae; Streptophyta; Magnoliopsida; Malpighiales; Salicaceae
Source: the annotation of a GenBank genome assembly